Branchiostoma belcheri (Belcher's lancelet) is the source of this 816-nucleotide messenger RNA. RefSeq names its product filaggrin-2-like. Gene Ontology annotation, cellular component: endomembrane system. The annotation marks the transcript as partial. The record is from RefSeq and is a predicted model, not a curated record. Gene Ontology annotation, molecular function: signaling receptor binding. NCBI's taxonomy places the organism in Eukaryota, Metazoa, Chordata, Leptocardii, Amphioxiformes, Branchiostomatidae. The transcript is spliced from 2 exons.
CAGGGUCAGUCUCAGACCAACACUGCAUCCACCACACAAACCACAGCUACUGUAGUGGCCAGUGGUGGUGCUCACCAGUAUGAAAAUAGUGACCAGCAUGAUCAGACAGGGCAGGGGCAGUCUCAGGCCAUCACUAAAUCCAACACAAACAUCACUGCUACUGUAAUGGCCAGUGGUGAUGAUCACAAGUAUGAAGAUAUUGACAACUGUCAUGUUAAGGCAGGACAGGGUCAGUCUAAGGCUACAACUCAAUCUCCGACAAUAGCAAAGCUGUCACAAGUAGCCAGUGGUGGCAAUCACCAGUAUGAAGAUAUCGACAACAAUCAUGUUAAAACAGGGCAGGGUCAGUAUCAGUCGACUGCUAAAUCCAACAAAAACAUCACUGCUACUGCAAUGGCCAGUGGUGAUGAUCACAAGUAUGAAGAUAUCGACAGCCAUCAUGUUAGAACAGGGCAUGGUCAGUCUCGGGCCAACACUGAAUCCAACACAAACACAACAGCUACUGUAAUGACCAGUGGUCAUAAUCAGACAGGACAGGGUCAGUCUCAUACCAUCACUGAAUCCAACAGAAACACCACAGCUACUGUAAUGACCAGUGGUCAUGAUCAGACAGGGCAGAGUCAGUCUCAGGCUAUCGCUAAUUCCUUGUUUGCUACAAAUCUGUCUUAUGACACAGGGCUGGCUGCCUCAAAGCUAAAUUCUCUGUACAAAAAAGAAAAUGUAAUGACCAGUGGUCGUGAUCAGACAGGACAGGGUCAGUCUCAGACCAACACUGAAUCCAACACAAACACGACAGCUACUGUAAUGACCAGUGGU